This is a messenger RNA of Epithele typhae, 1071 nucleotides long. Its product is annotated as terpenoid synthase. Bases 1 to 1071 code for a protein of 356 amino acids. The record is from RefSeq and is a predicted model, not a curated record. Lineage: Eukaryota; Fungi; Basidiomycota; Agaricomycetes; Polyporales; Epitheliaceae. The transcript has 4 exons.
AUGCCGCACCGCGCCCCGACGCCGCCGCGUACCUUCACCCUCCCCGACCUCGAAGGGCACUGCCCGUACGCCCUCGCCCUAAACCCGCACACCUCCCCCGUCGCGCGCGCGUCCGAAGCCUGGCUCCUCGCGCACGCGCACGCCUCGGGCCCGAAGCGCGCCCGCGCCGCGAUCCGCCGCCUGCGCGCGGGCGAGCUCGCGGGCGCGUGCUACCCCGGCGCGUGCGCGCAGGCGCUGCGCGACGGCGCGGACUUCCUCGGCUUCCUCUUCACGCUCGACGACUGGUCGGACGAGUUCCGGGGCGGGCGCGACGCGGGGGGGCUCGCGGCGUGCGUCAUGGGCGCGCUCGCAGACCCGAACGGGUGCCGGAGCACGAAGGCUGCGGGGCGGCUCGCGCAGAGCAUCGGAGCGCGACUGCACGAGAACGCGGGACCGCGGUGUGGACGGCGGUUCAUGGAGACGAUGGACCUGUUUUUCCGCGCGGUGGCGCAACAAGCGAAAGACAGGACGCGCGGCGACGUCCCGUCCUUCGAGGAGUACGUCGCGCUGCGCUGGGACACGAGCGGCUGCAAGCCGUGCUUCGCGCUCAUCGAGUACGCGGCGGGGAUCGACCUCCCGGACGAGGUCGCGAGCCAUCCGACCGUGCGCGCGCUCGAGGAGGCCGCGAACUCGUACAUCUCGUGGUCGAAUGACAUAUUCUCCUACAACGUGGAGCAGGCCCGCGGAGACUCGCACAACAUGCUCGUAGUGGUCAUGCAGCGCCAUGCGAUCAGCCUGCAAGAGGCCGUCGACUUCGUGGGGGGACUCUGCGAUGCGUCUAUCGCGCGCUUCGAGCAUGACCGGCGCACGCUCCCUUCGUGGGGGCCCGAAGUGGACCGCGCAGUCGCGGCGUACGUCCAAGGGCUGCAGGACUGGAUGGUCGGCACGCUACACUGGAGCUUCGAGUCUGGACGGUACUUCGGGGAUGAGGGUGGACACAUCAAGAAAAGUCGUAUCUCUGGCACGCACUGCAGUAGUCAUAGUAGUCAACUCAUCUCACGACUGAGCCUCUUCCUCACCAACAUGAAGUAA